Symbiodinium sp. CCMP2456 is the source of this 1005-nucleotide messenger RNA. The record is from the annotation of a GenBank genome assembly. NCBI's taxonomy places the organism in Eukaryota, Dinophyceae, Suessiales, Symbiodiniaceae.
AUGCUGCUGUUGGCAGCUCCGGAUGCCGGACGCCCACCGCCGGAGAUCGUGGGGGCCGCGUUGAAGGCAGCGGGAGUCCAGGCGACUGACCAGAACCUGAUACGGGCUCUUCAGGAGGCGGCGGGUGCUCGAGGAGGGAACCCGAGGAAGGAGGAUCUAGACCGGGCCCGCACCGGCGCGCACUCCUACCAGGCAUUGCCACGGGACAUGGAUGGCCAGCCGGGAAGCCCCAUUGCUGGCGAGAAGUCCGAUCGCCCAAUGCCGGAGAUCAAGUACAAUACGCCCUCGACGCCCGCAAUCACCUUCAACAACGCUCUGGCGCAGAUGAAGAAGCCUGUCCAGGCGAUGCGGAUACUGGAGAGCAUGCGCAUGGGUAUGCCCGACGUGGCAAUGAACCAGCGAAUGACCGGCCUGAAUGGCUUCGAUCCGGACAGUUUCGUUCCGCCGAAGACGCCGGAGGACGUGGUUCGGACUCUGAUGCAGGUGGUGCCUGAUGCUGGGUUACCACCCCCCGAGAUUGUUGGCGCAGCGCUGAAAGCCGCGGGCAUUCCGGCCACGGAAGAGAAUCUGGAAAGAGCGCUCAAAGCAGUGGGCGGUAGCUCCAAACCCAGCAGCCAGGACAUGACUGCAGCAAGGGCUGCUGCUGCCCAGUACAGCGCUGCAGGUCCGGGCGAUGGCUACCCGUCCUUCCCGGAUGUUCCCAUGGCAACGGGACCGAGCACCGGCAGCAGGGCGAAGGCGCCCUCGACAAAGGCCUCCGGCGGAGGAAGCGAGGCGCGGCCAGAAGAUCUCAUGAAGGCCCUCCUGCAAGCAGCACCCGGAUUGGGCCAGCCGCCCCCAGAAGUGGUGGGGCUCGCGCUCAAGCAGGCGAAAGUCUCGAUCAAUGAGGAUGUGGUGAUCCGAGCGCUGCGAGCUGCCGGUGACAAGCACCCCUCUGCAAACUCGAUCCGGACUGCCUUGGCGGCUGCGCACCCUGGCGGCAUUACGCUGAUGAUUUGGAGUUAA